AUGGAAGCUGCAGUCGGGACUGCGAGAGUUUUCAAUCGCCGGCUCUAUACCAAUUUCAUCAAACCAUCUCAUCUGAAUCCUCGAAUUUAUCGCCUAAACCCCAUUGUGCGUGCGGCCCCUGUUUCUUUUCUGCAAUUCAAUCCUCCCAACUCCAGACCCAUCGACGUCUUCCUCUCCCUUUCGUCGUCUCAUCUCUCCAAUUCGUCGAACCCAUUUGGAAAUUUCACCCAUACCAAUUUCGGUUCUCAAUAUACCGCGAAGGAAGGGUUAUUCAAAUGGCAUCUAGCUCCAGAUGCCGGCAUCAAUGGCAGCCGGAGUCUAUUGGUCGGACCGAAAGACCCAGUAGCGACGGUGGUUUUGCUCGGCUGGUUGGGAGCGAAGCAGAAGCACCUAAGGAAGUACGUGGAGUGGUACAAUUCACUAGGGAUUCACGCGGUUACCUUUGUUGUUGAUGCCGGCGAGCUGCUUGGCUUCGAUUUGGGGGAGAGAGUGGAGAGGCGGAUCGCUGCGUUGGCCGAUGAGCUCAUUUCCUGGGUCACCCAGAAGGGAGAAGAAGACGGCAGAGAGCGUUGCUUGCUGUUUCACACUUUCAGCAACACUGGCUUUUUUACGUAUGGUUACGUUAUGGACAUUAUGCUAAGUAGAGAAGGUGUGACGAAUAAGAUCAGAGGUUGUGUGGUCGAUUCUGGAGGUGCUGGGCUGUUGGAUCAUAAGGUGUGGGCUGCUGGGUUUGCUGCAGCACUCUUGAAGAAACGGAGCUCUGCAGUUCCAAAUUCAGAAGAGGAAACAAAUAGCCAAAAGACUCGAAUUGCGGACAGUCAAUCACCUGAUCUCAUAGAAACAUUGGUGCUAGGAGCACUAGAGAUACUUUUUUCGGUGGUAAUAAAAUUUCCUGAAGUCGACCGGAAGUUGAGGAAGACUAUGGCCGCUGUCUCAAACAACCAGCUAUUGAAUUAUCCUCGGCUUUACCUGUACAGUACGGGAGACAUUGUUGUGCCCCAUGAGUUGAUCGAAGCUGCAAUCGAGGAGGAAAGGAGAAAGGGAAGAAGGGUUGUCUCUCAUAACUUUGAAUCGUCUCCACAUGUGGAUCAUUUUCGGGCCUUCCCAGAAACGUAUCUAUCGGUUGUUCAUGGGUUUUUGAAGGUAUGCUUUUCGAAUGUAGCAGCAGCAACAGCAGCAGACGUGAAACCUCAUCAAUGAAUGGACGUUGCCAUUCUUGUAGGCAUCGAUUCCUUUUUUUUUUUUUUUUUUCUGGUUAUCCUUUUCCUUUUGGACCUGCGGUCAGCUGUUAUAUUCAUCACUAUUCGUACACUUGUCAGCCAUUCAAACCGAGGUUACAUACGAAAAGGACAUCUUGAAUGUUGCACAACAACUAAGGCCCCGUUUUGCACAAUUUUGUCCUUGUUAACUUG
Messenger RNA from Linum tenue, 1412 nucleotides. The record is from the annotation of a GenBank genome assembly. Lineage: Eukaryota; Viridiplantae; Streptophyta; Magnoliopsida; Malpighiales; Linaceae.